Argentina anserina (silverweed cinquefoil) is the source of this 699-nucleotide messenger RNA. RefSeq names its product receptor-like protein 34. Lineage: Eukaryota; Viridiplantae; Streptophyta; Magnoliopsida; Rosales; Rosaceae. The transcript has a single exon. The coding region runs from base 1 to 699 and encodes 232 amino acids. Gene Ontology annotation, molecular function: protein binding. The record is from RefSeq and is a predicted model, not a curated record.
AUGAAAAACGUGCAAGAUGAUGAGCUGAAAUACAUGGGAGAAAACUAUUACCAAGACACAGUCACAGUCGUAAUGAAAGGGUUCGAGCUUGAGUUGGUCAAAAUACAGACCAUGUUCACAACCAUUGAUUUUUCAGGCAAUGUUUUCAGAGGAGAGAUUCCAAGGGUGAUUGGCGAGCUCAAAUCACUAAAGGGGCUUAACUUCUCUAGUAACAAGCUUCAAGGUCCAAUUCCAUCCGCCUUCGGUAACUUGACCAAUCUCGAAUGGCUGGACGUCUCCUCAAACAUGCUCUCUGGUGAGAUUCCAAGACAACUAACCGAUUUGACGUCGCUUGCGAAGUUAAACCUAUCAGUUAACCGGUUGGUUGGGCAAAUACCUCGUGGGAAUCAGUUUGAUACAUAUGAAAAUGAUUCAUACAGUGGAAAUUUGGGGUUGUGUGGAUAUCCACUGUCCAAAACAUGUACCAACGAGAAAGCUCCUGAACCACCAUCCUUUGAUCAGCAAGAAGAUGAUAUGAAUGGAUUUGACUGGAAAAUGGUAUGGAUGGGUUACGGAUGUGGAAUGGUAAUUGGUUUUUCUGUGGGAUAUAUUGUUUUUUCCAUUAGGAAAGUUGAUUGGCGAAUAAGAGUCAUGGGAAGAGAAUUAAGAAGCAAAAUGGUGAAAAGGGGCAAGAAGACUAGUGUGAGAACUAGAAAUUAA